Messenger RNA from Oldenlandia corymbosa var. corymbosa, 155 nucleotides. The record is from the annotation of a GenBank genome assembly. NCBI's taxonomy places the organism in Eukaryota, Viridiplantae, Streptophyta, Magnoliopsida, Gentianales, Rubiaceae.
AGAUCUUUGAGGUCACUCCUGCAUUUCAUAUACUUGAGAUAAAGAAUCAAAUGGAGAUAUUUAGAAUAUCAAAAGAUGAAAAUGGUCUAAGACCUGGUCUUCAAGAUGGUGGUUGGGUUUGGCAAGGAGAGUAUAAACAUUUGGAUCCAAAAUAG